Messenger RNA from Cheilinus undulatus (humphead wrasse), 5348 nucleotides. RefSeq names its product sodium-dependent neutral amino acid transporter B(0)AT3-like. Gene Ontology annotation, biological process: sodium ion transmembrane transport. The coding region runs from base 150 to 2087 and encodes 645 amino acids. The record is from RefSeq and is a predicted model, not a curated record. NCBI's taxonomy places the organism in Eukaryota, Metazoa, Chordata, Actinopteri, Labriformes, Labridae. Gene Ontology annotation, cellular component: plasma membrane. The transcript is spliced from 12 exons.
CAUCCAAGAAGGAGACAGAUCCAGCUUAGAUACUUUGAGAACUCCAGACCGGACUGAGACGUCUCUUCUGGUACCUUAGUGAAGAAUUCAUCUGGAUUAUCAGAGCUGCAUCCUUUGUUUAAGGCUCAGAGGCUUUUUAAUUGUUUGGGAUGGCCAAAACUGAGGAUUCUGCGGUGGAGGAUAGACCCAAAUGGGACAAUAAGAUCCAGUACCUGUUGACGUGUAUUGGCUUUGCAGUGGGGCUUGGAAAUAUCUGGCGUUUUCCAUACCUGUGCCAAAUCUAUGGAGGAGGUGCAUUCCUCAUCCCCUACCUGAUAGCGCUGGUGUUUGAGGGGCUCCCCUUGCUCUACCUGGAGCUGGCCAUAGGACAGCGGCUUCGCAAGGGCAGCAUCGGUGUCUGGAACUCCAUCUCACCCUUUCUGGGAGGAGUUGGGAUCGGUUCCAUGAUCGUGUCGUUUCUGGUGGGCAUUUUCUACAACACCAUCCUGGCGUGGGUGCUUUGGUACUUCUGCCACUCGUUCCAGGACCCCCUGCCGUGGAGCCAGUGUCCACUCAAUCCUAACCGCACAGGUUAUGAUGCAGAAUGUGAGAGAAGCAGCUCUGUGAAUUACUUCUGGUAUCGUGAGACUCUGAACAUCACACCGAACAUUGAGACCAGCGGCUCCCUGCAGUGGUGGUUGGUCAUCUGUCUGGCCAGCGCCUGGUGUGUGGUCUACAUUUGCUUCAUCAACGGGAUAAAGUCCAUGGGGAAGGCCGUCUAUAUCACAGCCACGUUUCCAUACCUGGUGCUCACUAUUUUCCUGGUCCGUGGUCUCACGUUGCCAGGGGCAACUGAUGGACUUAUGUACCUCUUUACUCCAGAUUGGAACGUACUCAAAGAUCCUCGUGUGUGGCUCGAUGCUGCAACCCAGAUCUUCUUCUCUCUGUCUGUGGGCUUUGGAGGACUCAUCGCCUUCUCCAGCUAUAACGCAGAGAAAAACAACUGUGGGAGGGAUGCUCUUGUAGUUGGAAUAAUAAAUAGUGCCACAUCUCUCUAUGCCUCCAUUUCCAUCUUCUCCAUCCUGGGAUUCAAAGCUACCAACGCUUUUAACUCGUGUCGACAAGGCAACAUCAUGACUCUGACCAACUUCUUUGAGCUUCCAGACCAGAGCAUAACACUAGAGAACUACGAUGAAAUGUUGGCACAUUUAAAUCUUACACAGCCAGAAGGGUUAGCCAAGGUGAACCUGUCGACAUGUGACCUGCAAAAAAAUCUUAACCAGGCUGCGUCAGGUACGGGUUUGGCUUUCAUCGCAUUCACUGAAGCUGUGAAAGAGAUGCCAGGCUCACAGGUGUGGGCUGUUUUAUUCUUCAUCAUGCUCUUCAGCCUGGGCCUCUCCUCCAUGUUUGGGAACAUCGAGGGUGUGCUUACACCCAUCAACGACCUCAAGCUAGUGCCAAAGUGGAUCCCUCAGGAAGUCGUGACAGGUAUAAUCUGCUUAAUAUCCUUCUUAACGGCUCUGCUCUUCACACUGGGAUCUGGAAACUACUGGGUGGAGGUCUUCAACAACUACGUUGGCUCUGUGCCUCUGCUCAUCAUUGCCUUCUUUGAGUUCGUUGGAGUCAUUUAUGUCCAUGGAAUGAAAAAUUUCAGUGAAGAUAUCUAUUUCAUGACUGGGUCGAGGCCCAACAUUUUCUGGAAAGUGUGCUGGACGUUCAUCGGUCCUUUAAUGCUCCUGACUGUGUUGGUUGCCUACGUGGUUGUCCAGGCACAGGACUAUCCUGUCUACCCUGUCUACCCUGAAUGGGACCCAGAUAUGGAUCCUUUCCCUGGUGAUGUGAAAAAGCCCUACCCAGGGUGGGUGUUCGCCAUCAUCAUCCUUCUGUGUGUCAUUCCUGUGAUUCCCAUCCCUCUGGUGGCCCUCUACAGACUCGUGUGUCGACAAAUGAAAUCCUGUGGUGGUGCUGGCCCAAACUCCUCCCGCAGAAGAGGCUUUAAGAGUGGUGAUGGUGAUGGUGAUGGUGGUGCUGGCUCAAACUCCUACUUCAACGGAGGCUUUGAGAGUGACACAUGUGGAACAUCUGAUUCCUGUGGCACGUGUGAUUAAGAAAAGCUUCAAGCAUUGAAGAAAAGAGAAGGACAUCUAAGUAGUAGCUCUGAAUCCGUGAAUGGAUUCAUGGGAGGACUGACAGAUAAUCUUUGUGAACUGUAAUAAUUACAUACAGAUUAUUUAUGUUUACUUUCAUCAUGCACUGAUGAUAGCAGUGAAAUUCUUUCCUUUGCAAAGCCUUAUUCUGCAUUUCCACCGAUAGUCCAGUCCAGUUCAGUUCAGCUCGGUAUGGUGAACCCUGAUCUUGCUUUCCUUUCCACAGCCAGCUGACCCUUUAGGCAGAGGCGUAAGCAUCACAGUGAUAGCAGCGUCGGCUAUGUCAGAGGUUCUCAAACUUUUCAGCCCCCAAAAUAAAUGUGCCAGAGACCGGGGACCCCCGUACCUGAGGGCGAUGGAGGCAUAAUAGAACACAGCUGUGCACGUUCAAGAACAGCCAUGUGCCGACUAAAAAUAAAGAAUAAAUCUCGCCAAAUGACUGUGGUUUUCUUUUUAAAGUGACUACUAAAGUGAAAAACGGGUAAAACAUGGGUCACAGGUUGCCUACUGCAGGGGUCAUCAAGUCCUUUUGCACAAGAGCCAGAUUUAGUCACGACAGACUCUGGGUGCCAAGUUUCAAAUAAACAAACACUAAAUAAAUAUUUUUGUCUAGUUGACAUAUUAUUGUGUUUGUAUUUUCUUUCAAAAUGCAGGAUAUUUUUAAGCAUUACCAGUGAGAUCUAUCCCUGUUAUCUAGAAAGCAGCAGGCCAUAUGGAGAUAGGCCCCGCCCACAGAAAAGGCUGGACCUCCCUAACUGUCAUUUAGCCCCAAUAUUAGCCAAUUAAAACAGUUUUUGCCACUUUUAUCUCUUUAUGCAACUUUUCGCCAAUUAUUGCACUCUUAAAUCCCUUCUCACAACUUUGCCAAGCUAUUUUUGCUUUAUUUUUGCCACUUUUAAGCCAUUUUUGAUACUUUUUGCCCCCCUUAACUCAUUUUUGCCACUUUUUAACCCCUUUUCAUUACCUUAUUUGCACUUUUUUUACCAAUUUUAUCCUACUUUAUAAACCUUUUUCCCCAUAAACCAAUUUUUGCAACAUUUUAAUCUCUUUUCACCACUUUUCCUGGUAAGUUUUGUCCCUCUGUGCCACUCCAUGACCCAUCUGGACACUUAUCACCCAGUUUAGCCAUUUCUAACCCUUUUUCACAAUUUUUUUCUGGCCAUUUCUGCAACAUUUCUGCCACUCUUAACCCAUUUUUAAAAAAUAUUUACUCAUUAUAGAUGACAAGUGUUUCUGUAAAACAGUUCAAAUGUUAAGUCAUCUUAAAACUAUUUCAAUACUAAUUGUUUUUGAGAUUUGCAGACAUUUAAAGCCUAAAGAAACUUUUAAAAUCACAUCUUCUUUUCUCCUUUUCUGAAUUUAAUGAUCUUCUGGGGGCUGGACAGGAAGCUUUAUGGGACCUAAUAUGGCCCUUGGGCCGCCAGUUUGAACAGUGGCCUAGUGGUUUAAGGUGUGCUCCAUGUAUGUGGACGGCCUGGGCUCCAAUCUGGCCUGUGGCUCUCACCUGCUCUCUCAUCCCUGUUUCUGAUUCCACCCGCUGUCCUCCUCUGUCAAUAAAGGCACAAAAAGCCCCAAAAUAAAUCCUUAAAAAUGGGUAAAAUAUACAACUUUAAAUCAUUUAAAAUUUUCCUUGUUUUUGGAAGGCAUCUGGCGACCCCCUCUAAAUGUCUUGCGACCCCAAAGGGGACCUAAACCCCAGGUUGGGAACUACUGAGCUAUGUAACAGAGUUACAUUAAACCAGAGCAACACAGUGCAGCUGCCACCUAGCUGAGUGAAGAACGCAACACAGUAAACAAAGAACAAUAAUGGAGCUCAUGGAGCAUUUUGUGCUCGUUCCUGUUACACAUGGAAGACGAGCUCUGCUUUACAGAAAGCUCCAAGGAAAAAUACAGCGGCUGAAAAAUGUAAACGUGGUAGGAAGAAGAAUGGUUCGAUGGAAAUUUAAGUAAAUGUAUCCUGGACUGCAGUGGUUCUCAAUGGGGGGGUCAGGACCCCCUCUGGGGUCACGAAACACUGACAGGGGGUCACCAGAUGCCUUAAAAAAAAAAACAAAUUUUUAUUUAAACUAUUUCAAAUUGUGCAUUUUAUGAAUUUUUCUAAUGCAUAUAUAUAUAUAUGCAUUAAAUUGAUGUAAUGUAAAAUAAAACAGUCAUUUAAUGAGAUGUAUGCUGAAAUCAAAAGAAUGUUUAAAAACAUUUUUAACCCCUUUUUCCAUCCAAUUUUGCCACUGUUUGCAACUUUUCAUCACCUUUGUACAAUUUUCAUAGAUUUUGCCACUACAAAACAGAUUCUUUAAUCUUUCCACCUAUUGUUGUCUCUGUGGACCCAUUAAUGCCAUGAUUAAGCCUUAUUCACUGUUUUAUGCACAUUUUUAACCACACUCACUAAAUUUUAUGCCCUUUAAAACCAUUUCUGCUACUUUCUGCCUCAGUUCACCCAUUUUUGCCAGUUUAGACCAUAUUUUCCCACUUUCUAAAUCUCAUUUCACCACCUUUUUCACCUAUUUUUGCCCCUUUAAACCCUUUUCUAUCACUUCUUCUACCAAAUUCUUCCACUUUGAAGCUAGUAUUGCCACUGUUAACCACUUUUGUCACUCUUUUAUUAUUUUUUGUCACUUUUAUCUACAUUUCACCACCUUUAACUGUCAUUUAAUGAGAUUCAUGCUGAAGUCAAAGUAAUGUUUAAAAUCUGUAAAAAGUAAGUCAGCACACCGGCAUGCUUACAGAUUUGGCCCCUGGAAAAACAAAGGCUGUGCCCUCCUAUUCUUUGGGUUCUUAGGUUGACAGUAUUUAUUUGUGCCACUUUUUAACCACUUUUCCCACCUAAUUUUGCCACUGUUUGCCAUUUUUCAUCAGUGUUGAACAAUUUGCACCAAUUUGGUUGUUUCUUUACCCAUUUUUCUCACUUUACCCCAAUUUUUGCCACAUUUAAACCUGUUCUUCACUUUUUUUCUAAUCAAUUUUUCCCACUUCUAACACAUUUUUGCCAGUUUUCUGCCAUUUCUGCACUUAAGUUUUUCUCAUUUCAACCACAUUCACUAACAGUUAUGCCCUUUUUGUAAAUUUAAUCUAUUUUUGCCUCAGUUCACCCAUAUUUGCCAGUUUAGACCAUAUUUUCCCACUUUUUAAAUAUCAUUUCACCACCUCUUCCACCCAUUUUUGCCCCUUUAAACCCAUUUCCAGCCCUUUUUUUAACCAAAUUCUUCCACUUUGAAGCCAGUA